CGCGACAUGUCUUGGAUCGUCUACAUCGGCAUGGAGUUGCUCAUCGCCGUCUCGUCGGUGGUCGGCAACGUGAUGGUGGUGUGGGCCGUGCGCAUUAACCGCUCGCUACGGGACACCACGUUUUGUUUCAUCGUCUCGCUAGCUUUGGCUGACAUUGCGGUCGGGGCUCUCGUUAUCCCCCUCGCCAUCACCAUCAGUAUCGGACUGGAGACUCACUUCUAUAGCUGUCUGCUGGUCGCCUGCACGGUGCUCGUCCUCACGCAAAGUUCCAUCCUGGCCCUGCUGGCCAUCGCCAUCGAUCGUUAUCUGAGGGUCAAAAUACCUAUGAGCUACAAGCGAGUGGUCACCCCUCAGCGAGCUCGUUUGGCAGUGUUGCUGUGUUGGCUGGUGUCCAUCCUUGUGGGCCUCACACCUAUGUUCGGAUGGAACAACUUACGACACCUCCGUGACAACGGCUCCCUCGUCAGCGACGACCUCGUGGUGAAGUGCCGGUUCGAGACGGUCAUCAGCAUGGACUACAUGGUCUACUUCAACUUCUUCGGCUGGGUGCUGCCCCCUCUUCUCCUCAUGCUGCUCAUCUACGUGGAGAUUUUCUAUAUGAUUCAUAAACAGCUGAACAAGAAGGUGACGGUGAGCCACGCAGACCCCAGUCUAUACUUCGGCAAAGAACUAAAGCUAGCCAAGUCCUUGGCUCUCGUUCUUCUACUCUUCGCCGUUAGCUGGCUUCCGCUUCACAUCCUCAACUGCAUCACCCUCUUUUGCCCCAAGUGUGACAAACCGGCAUCCCUGGUCUUCAUCGCCAUCCUCCUAACCCACGGCAACUCUGCCGUCAAUCCCAUCGUGUACGCUUUCCGCAUUAAGAAAUUCCGCACGGCCUUCUGGAAAAUUUGCCAUCAGUACGUCCUUUGUCGAGAUCCCGUUGGUCAGCUUCCACAGGAAGGGAGUCGGAGAAUACAGAACACUUCCAGGAGGCUGAGGAACGAGGAUUACGACGACGAUGACGAUGUGUGA
Molecule: messenger RNA, 1011 nt
Organism: Nerophis lumbriciformis (worm pipefish)
Lineage: Eukaryota; Metazoa; Chordata; Actinopteri; Syngnathiformes; Syngnathidae
Source: RefSeq, a predicted model, not a curated record